Molecule: messenger RNA, 1596 nt
Organism: Vanessa atalanta (red admiral)
Lineage: Eukaryota; Metazoa; Arthropoda; Insecta; Lepidoptera; Nymphalidae
Exons: 3
Coding region: 1-1596 (531 amino acids)
Source: RefSeq, a predicted model, not a curated record
AUGGAUCCCAAAGAGAUAGAAAAAAACAAGAGCGAACAAGACGAACAAAUUAGUGAAACAAAAAUUCCCUUCCGAAACACAGAUUACAAUGAUUCCAUUGAAAACGAUAAAAAGAAAGUUAUUGAAACGAAACAUUUUAAAGAGAGUGAAGAGAAUAAUUUUGACCCUGAUGAAAAUUAUAAAGAUAUACCUGAAAAAACUGAAAAAGAAUUGAAUCAAAGACAGCAAUCCAAUGAAAGUGAGGAGAGUAUCGAGCAAUUUAUACCAAAAAAUACAUAUCUUUACCAUAAAAGGGGUGAAGAUAGGGGUGAAGAUAUAGAUAGACAAAAUGCAAGCGAUAAUAAAAGGAAUGCAUUAGACAGUAAUAAGGAACAUUAUGACAAAUUUAAGGAUAUACCUGAUAGUACUGAAGAAGAUUCAAAGGAGAGUAAAGAAAAUAACGAACAAUAUUCACCAGGACAAACAAUUGCUUUGCGUGAUAGAAACGAGGACUUGAAUAGUGAAAACGAAUACAACAGCAGAGAAAAUGAAUUCAUUAAAGAAAGCAAACGCUUAGCUGUCAAAGAACUUCCAAUUGAGACAACAUCAAGCGAAGAUUCAAGAGAAGAUAAUAUUGAAAAUAAAAAACAAAAUAUACUACACAAAGAUUACGCAAGUGAUCCACUUACAAAAGAAAAUUUAAGGCCUCAAGAAGGUGAUUUGAUUGAUUUUAGUCACGAAAGUAUUGAAGUUAAUGAUCAAGAUGAAGCCGCUAAAGAUUUUAACAUAAAUAAUGAUCAGACCCCUGAUAUACUAAAUCCCCUAAAAAAUGAUAGUAAACCGAAGAAUCAAUUGAUUCUUACAGAUGAAAAUAACAGUAAUCAAUUAAAAGACAAUUCUAAUGAAUAUGAAAAACAAGUCAAAAUCAAUGAUGGCGAAGUUAAACCUGUAAUAGAACUUAACAGCGAAGAUAGUGAUGAAGAAAGUGAGGAAAAUCUGAAGGAUAGUGCUAACGCUCAUUUAAGAUACAACGAAGAAAAAAGUUUUAAUGCCGACACCUCUCAGGAAAACGAACCUCCUAAUGAUGAUAAGGUUAAUGUUAAACAACAAUUUGAAAGGAUACCUUUAAAUUAUAACCAUGCUCUUAAAGAAACAAACACUAGUAAAAAUGAACAUUCUGGCUCCGAUGGUACUCUAGAUACUAUUUCUCCUAAAAAGGACAAUUUCGAUGAAAAUUUAAAUAUAAAAUUUAGUGACAUAACUAUCAAAUUGCCUGAAAUAAAAUUACCAGAUGAUAUUUUAUCAUAUGCAGAAGAAGAACCCCCUAAAGAAAAAUUAAAAGAAAUAAACCGUGUAAAUACCUAUGAUGAACAUGACAUAAGCAAUGAAGAGGACCCUUAUGAAAAAUUUGUGCGGGAGCGGUUUGGUAAAAGUAAAACUAACCGACAAAGAUCGGAAAAAUUACAAGAAUUCGGACCUAAAGAAAGGAAUCCUAAAUUACAAGAAAAAAUUCAAGACGUUUUGAAAAAGGCUAAUUAUAUCCAAAAAGAAGCCGAAAAAAGUGGUGAUCCAAAAGCUGGAUAUUUAUGGACUUUAGAAUAUGGAGAGAAUUUAUAG